UGAACUAACCCUUUAAUUCUGAUUACGUAUGAUUACAUGUAAUCAUUUACUACCCAGCACAAACGCAAAAUGUUGAUUUUGCUAGUUUGUGCAUGCAGAUUUGUUGGUGAUCGAGUCCUGUUGAGCAGAUGUCACAGCCUGUUCCCUCUUCCCCCCAGGCAGCAGGGAGGCGGCAUUCACCUACGCCAUCACCGCCGCUGGGGUCGCCCACGCCGUGACGGCCGCAUGCAGCCAGGGUAACAUGAGCCACUGCGGCUGCGACAGGGAGAAACAGGGCUACUACAACCAGGAGGAGGGCUGGAAAUGGGGCGGAUGCUCCGCGGACAUCAAAUACGGCAUCGAGUUCUCCCGGAAGUUCGUGGACGCCCGGGAGAUUAAAAAAAAUGCCCGACGGCUGAUGAACCUUCAUAACAACGAAGCUGGCCGGAAGGUUCUGGAGGAGCGGAUGAAGCUGGAAUGCAAGUGUCACGGCGUGUCGGGCUCCUGCACCACCAAAACCUGCUGGACCACGCUACCCAAGUUCCGCGAGAUCGGCUAUGUCCUGAAGGACAAGUACAACAAAGCAGUGCAUGUGGAGGUGGUCCGUGCCUCGCGCCUGCGGCAGCCCACCUUCCUCAAGGUGAAGAAAGCGGAUGGUUACCAGAAGCCCUUAGAAACAGACUUGGUCUACAUCGAGCGCUCGCCCAACUACUGCGAAGAGGACGCCAAAACGGGCAGCGUGGGGACGCAGGGGCGGCUGUGCAACCGGACAUCACCGCACACAGACGGCUGUGAUCUCAUGUGCUGUGGGCGGGGCUACAACACGCAUCAGUACACCAAAGUGUGGCAAUGCAACUGUAAAUUCCAGUGGUGCUGUUUUGUGAAAUGCAACACCUGUAGCGAGAGGACGGAGGUGUUCACCUGCAAAUGAAUCGCUCGGCUCGUUUUGCAGAGCAGAAUGUAUAUUUGCUUUAACACAGAGUUAAAAUACUAAACUCUAUCGGUAGGUACGAGCCCAGAGGUACGUGCACUGACUCGCGCUAAAGGACUGCAGGAUGCCAGCCGUGCAUGCUGGGAUUCGUAGUGUGGGACUCAGUAUCGUCUCAAAACGCCACGGAGGAACUCGCUGCGUUGUGUUUAAGGAGCUCAGUGCAAAUCGAGGAUGUAUAAAUGCCAACUGGAACCUGGUAGAGUAUGUUAGUUAUCCAGUCACACUGGAUCUGUCUGUUUGAACACUGAAAAUAAAUUAUUCUAUAUUAUAUGUCAUAGUCUCCUAAGGAACCGAAGCGCUAACGGGUAGAAAUGUGUUCUUUUGUACUAAGUGUAAACCGAGAGAAAGACUUUGUAGAAGCUCGUGACUGAAAACGUCUUGUAGAGGGAAGGAAAAAGGCCCCGUGUUUUCCGACAGGAACGUUUGAUGGCUAAUGAUGUGUUGACUUACGAAACCACUGUCAUUUUUUUAUUUUUUGGUCAGCUGACGCAUGUUAGCAUGGGUUCAUCUUUGCUGUAAUCUAGCCGUAGUUCUCAGUAAGGUAUGCGAUAGACGUUCAGGCCACUUUUCUUCUUCCGACUUUGCUAAACCGGUCUCUGCGAUUCAAAGAUCCUUCAUCAGUUCAUGAAAUGUGGAACGAGUAUAUUUCUGGAUAUGUUACAGAGUGCUGCACUGAUAUUUUUUCUAUUCAGAUACGAUGCAAUUAAAAGUAAAAUAAAUAUCAA
This is a messenger RNA of Cyprinus carpio (common carp), 1695 nucleotides long. It is a transcript of the gene wnt7bb, whose product is annotated as wingless-type MMTV integration site family, member 7Bb. The record is from RefSeq and is a predicted model, not a curated record. Bases 242 to 910 code for a protein of 222 amino acids. Gene Ontology annotation, molecular function: cytokine activity; frizzled binding. The transcript is spliced from 2 exons. Gene Ontology annotation, biological process: multicellular organism development; canonical Wnt signaling pathway; neuron differentiation. Lineage: Eukaryota; Metazoa; Chordata; Actinopteri; Cypriniformes; Cyprinidae. Gene Ontology annotation, cellular component: extracellular region.